Gavia stellata (red-throated loon) is the source of this 1887-nucleotide messenger RNA. It is a transcript of the gene GPC6, whose product is annotated as glypican 6. Gene Ontology annotation, cellular component: plasma membrane; extracellular region; cell surface. Bases 1 to 1887 code for a protein of 628 amino acids. The record is from RefSeq and is a predicted model, not a curated record. NCBI's taxonomy places the organism in Eukaryota, Metazoa, Chordata, Aves, Gaviiformes, Gaviidae. The transcript is spliced from 10 exons. Gene Ontology annotation, biological process: regulation of signal transduction; regulation of protein localization to membrane; cell migration.
AUGUGUGUGUGUGCGCGCCCAUCUCCCCCCCGCCUCGCAAAAGUUUGCCUCGGCGGCCGGGGGGCUCCCGGGCCGCCGCCCCCGCAUCUGGGGGGCGCGGCGGCGGCGCGGCGGCGCGGCGGCGGCGCGGGACUUGCGCGCUGCGCGGGACUUGCGCGCCGCGCCAUGCCGGCGGCGCAGGGGGCUGCGCGGCGCUGCGCCCUGACGGGGCUGCUACUGCUGCCGCUGCUGCUGCUGCCGCCCGCGGCCGCGGGGGCCGAGAGCAAGGCGCGGAGCUGCGGCGAGGUGCGGCAGGCGUACAGCGCCAAGGGCUUCAGCCUGGCCAGCGUGCCCUACCAGGAGAUCGCAGGGGAACAUUUGAGAAUCUGCCCUCAGGAAUAUACAUGUUGCACCUCAGAAAUGGAGGACAAAUUAAGCCAACAGAGCAAACUGGAGUUUGAAAACUUAGUGGAGGAGACAAGUCACUUUGUACGCACCACUUUUGUAUCCCGGCACAAGAAGUUUGACGAAUUUUUCCGAGAACUUCUGGAGAACGCGGAAAGAUCCUUAAACGACAUGUUUGUCCGGACGUACGGCAUGCUGUACAUGCAGAACUCAGAGGUGUUCCAGGACCUCUUCACAGAGCUGAAGAGGUAUUACACAGGAGGCAACGUGAACUUGGAGGAAAUGUUGAAUGAUUUCUGGGCUCGGCUGCUGGAACGGAUGUUCCAGCUCAUAAACCCCCAGUACCAUUUCACUGAGGACUACUUGGAGUGUGUAAGCAAGUACACAGACCAGCUGAAGCCGUUUGGAGAUGUACCCAGGAAGCUGAAGGUUCAAGUGACUAGAGCGUUCAUUGCUGCACGGACCUUUGUUCAGGGGCUGACAGUAGGCAGAGAGGUUGCAAACAGAGUAUCCAAGGUCAGUCCCACCCCAGGGUGCAUCCGGGCGUUAAUGAAGAUGUUGUACUGCCCUUACUGCAGAGGACUUCCCACUGUGAAACCUUGCAACAACUAUUGCCUCAAUGUAAUGAAGGGCUGCCUAGCAAAUCAGGCUGAUUUGGAUACUGAGUGGAAUCUGUUCAUAGAUGCUAUGCUUCUGGUAGCGGAGAGAUUAGAGGGACCAUUCAACAUUGAAUCAGUCAUGGAUCCUAUCGAUGUCAAGAUUUCUGAAGCCAUCAUGAACAUGCAAGAAAACAGCAUGCAGGUGUCGGCAAAGGUUUUCCAAGGAUGUGGCCAACCUAAACCAGCACCUGCCUUGAGAUCUGCCCGUUCUGUCCCUGAAAAUUUCAACACCCGCUUUAGACCAUAUAACCCAGAGGAGCGACCUACAACUGCUGCUGGCACAAGUUUGGAUAGGCUGAGGACUAUCUGGAGGACAAUGCAACAUGGUGUAACAGACAUUAAAGAAAAGCUAAAGCUCUCUAAAAAGUUCUGGUCAACAUUACCCUACACAAUCUGCAAGGAUGAGCAAGUGACAGCUGGUCCGUCAAUCGAGGAGGACUGCUGGAACGGCCACACCAAGGCGAGAUACUUGCCUGAGAUUAUGAACGAUGGCUUGACCAACCAGAUCAACAAUCCAGAAGUAGAUGUGGACAUCACAAGGCCAGAUACCUUCAUUCGACAACAAAUCAUGGCCUUACGUGUCAUGACUAACAAACUGAAGAACGCGUAUAAUGGAAAUGAUGUCAACUUCCAGGAUACCAGUGACGAAACCAGCGGCUCGGGCAGCGGAAGCGGCUGUACAGAUGACAUCUGUCCCACCGAGUUCGAUUUCGUCACCACCGAAGCACCACCGGUUGACUCCGACAGGAGGGAGGUGGAGGCUUCAGCCACACAGGCUGGCAGGUCACUGCAGACGUUACUCGUCGUCUUCAUCAGUCUCAUACUGCAGAGACAGUGGAGAUAA